Electrophorus electricus (electric eel) is the source of this 1351-nucleotide messenger RNA. It is a transcript of the gene hprt1l, whose product is annotated as hypoxanthine phosphoribosyltransferase 1, like. The record is from RefSeq and is a predicted model, not a curated record. Gene Ontology annotation, cellular component: cytosol. NCBI's taxonomy places the organism in Eukaryota, Metazoa, Chordata, Actinopteri, Gymnotiformes, Gymnotidae. Gene Ontology annotation, molecular function: magnesium ion binding; hypoxanthine phosphoribosyltransferase activity. Gene Ontology annotation, biological process: IMP salvage; hypoxanthine metabolic process; GMP salvage.
UUAUUCGUGCCACAAGCACAGGCUGCUUUAGACGGCUACUGCACUAGCACGGAUUGCUGCGGGUAAAUCCGAUGAACAGGGCCAAGGGAUUGUGACGUAAAGGGUUUAAACCUGCGGGGAGCGUCGCGCUGGCUCUCUCCUGCAGAGACAAGCAUGACUACAGAUACAGCCUACCGUGGAGUAGGCUGCAUCAAGGACAGACCUGCAAGAAUGGCCGCUUGUUUGGAGAUAUUUGAUGAUGACAAGGGCCAUGAACUGAGUCUUUUCUGUGUACCAAAACAUUACGAAGAAGAUUUAGAUAGUGUUAUAAUUCCCAAUGGUCUUAUAAAGGACCGGACAGAGCGGCUGGCCAGAGAUAUUGUUGGUGAUAUGGGAGGACACCAUAUUGUGGCACUGUGUGUGCUGAAAGGAGGGUAUAAAUUCUUCGCAGACCUGAUGGAUUACAUUAAGGCACUCAAUCAGAACAGCGAUAAGUCUGUGCCAUUGACUGUGGAUUUCAUUAGGCUAAAGAGCUACGCAAAUGAUCAGUCAACAAACUGUGUAAAAGUUAUUGGAGGAGAUGAAUUGUCUGCUCUUACUGGGAAGAAUGUUCUUAUUGUUGAGGAUAUUGUAGAGACAGGAAAGACUAUGGAAACACUGCUGGCAUUAUUACAUGACUGUAACCCCAAAAUGGUCAAAGUGGCCAGCCUACUUGUGAAAAGAACACCAAGAAGCUCGGGAUACCGGCCUGACUAUAUUGGUUUUGAGGUUCCAGAUAAAUACCUGGUGGGAUAUGCUCUAGACUACAACGAAUAUUUCCGGGAUCUAAGUCACAUCUGUGUACUAAGUGACAAAGCAAAAGAAAAGUACAAAGUAUGAAAAGAAAAUCUGAAGUGUUGGAUGCAUGAAGACUGAGACCACUGUGAACCUUCUGGCUGGCUUUGGUUGUUUUUACACAUUCUGCAUUUCUACGUUUCACAAAUUAAACAGUAUGGCUUGUAAAUGGGCUUUGGUCACACAUGGUUGCAGGUGUGAAAUGUUAUGAUUCAUCAUUAAAAUGGGUAGGUUUAGAUUUUUAGUUGCUUAUAAAUAUUAUAGGAAGUAUUGUUUUACAUGUGUAUAUUUUGAGUUAUUUCUACUGAUCCCUUAGAUUAAUCUUUGUUCCAGGUUUCACUUUUUGAAUUCUGUGGCAGUGCCUCAGGAAAAAUAAGAUAUUAUUUAUGUUAGCAAGAGAAUGCAUAACUGUAUAUGUUCCAGCUAAUGCUUUAAAAAGUAUGGUGUGUUUUAUUUAUAUACAGAGAAACAGAAUGUAAAAUUGUAAAAGGUGAUGUUUUGCCUUCCUGGUUUACUACAAUAAAAUAAUAUGAAUGUA